GCGCGCGUGUUCUUCUAAUUGCGCAUUGAAAAUGCCAUAGUUGGCAAGAAAUCGGCUAAAUUCCUACAACGAGAGUGUUUAAUAAAACGACCACCAUAAUCCACACACAAGCAAGGUUAAGCAGUAAUAAACAACGAAGAAUUAAAAAUCAAUAAGCAGCCGUCUUUUGGCUGCCAACAGCUGGUUUUUUUUUUGGGACAUUUGAGAACGGCACAAGUACAACGCCGGCAAAAGCGAAGACGACGGCGACGACGACGGCUCCAGGAUGGUAUUCGAGGCCGUGGUGGCCGAUGUCCUCAACAAGGUGCUGGGCGAUUACAUUGAGAAUUUAGAUCACAAGCAACUGAAAAUUGGCAUCUGGGGAGGCGAUGUCGUUUUGAAGAACCUCAAGAUACGUGGCAAUGCGCUAGAUGAUUUGGAUCUGCCCGUGCAACUUGUCUAUGGCUACUUGGAUAAACUGGUGCUGAAAAUACCCUGGAAGAAUUUGUACAGCCAGCCUGUUAUUGUUGAUAUUGAGGAUCUCUAUGCGCUUGUCACGCCCAACAACAAUGUGGUCUACAAUGCCGAAAAGGAGGCCAAAUAUGCGAGUGCAGCUAAAAUGGCAGCUCUCGAUGCUCUGGAGGCAGCGCGCAAAAAGGAGCUUGAGAAGGCGACGGCCCAAGUAGAUGCUGGUUUCGCCGAGAAGCUCACCGUCCAAAUCGUCAACAAUUUGCAGGUGAAAAUCGGCAAUGUUCACUUGCGAUACGAGGAUAGCACAACGACAGGGAGUCCGUUUGCCUUUGGCAUAACCCUGCACGAGCUGGAGCUCUACACGACGGACAACAACUGGGACAAGUGCUAUAUGACGGAGCGUGCGCCGCAGGUCUUUAAAAUUGCGAAUCUCUCGUGCCUGUCGGCCUACAUGAACUGCAAGGCAACCCUCUUUGCGCAGAAGGAUCCCAGCACACUUCCCGAACUGUUCAAGUCUAAUAUAGCACGCAAGGACUUCAGACCUUCAAAGUAUUGCUAUGUUCUGGGUCCCAUUUCGUGUAAUGCCAAGCUGAAGCUAAACAUGAAUCCGGAACUGGAUAUACCGGCUUAUGAAAAGCCAAAGAUUGAUUUGUGUUUGGAAAUGGAAACGCUAAACGUCGGUUUAACUAACACACAGUUCCAAAAUAUCAUGCAACUGGGCGAUUCCAUGAAUCGCAUGCAACUGGGUCUACCCUAUCGCCAAUAUAGACCCUUCAAUAUACCUUACAAGGGUCACUACCGAGAGUGGUGGCACUUUGCGAUAACUUCUGUGCUCGAGGUUGAUGUACGUCGUUCGCGUCGCACUUGGAACUGGGAGUAUAUCAAACAGCAUCGUGAACGCUGCAAUACCUAUGCAGAGAAAUACAAGGAGCGCGAGCAGAGUAAGAAGCCGCCUCAAAUGCUCGUAGAGACGUGUAAUAUGUUGGAGCAGGAGCUGGAUGUCUUCAAUUUGCUGCUAAUACGACAACGCGUUAACAUGGAGAUAGCCAAAUCGCGUGAAGCGGAGCCGGCACAGAGUGGAGGCUGGUUUAGUGGUUGGUGGGGCGGUGGUUCUAACACCCAACGAUCAGCUGCCGAGACCGAUGAUAAUAUUGUGCGCAAAUUUGAGGCUGCAAUGACGCCGGAGGAGAAGGCCAAGCUGUACAAAGCCAUUGGCUAUGAGGAGAACGUCAAGCCGCAGGAUGUGCCCGAAACCUAUGUGGCAAUUAUCAUGAAUUUCAAACUGAUCGCUCUCGAAGUUGGCCUGUACCAAGAGCUGAACAAUGAACGAUCGAAUGCCAGCAUCACCAACGAAAUUUCCGGUCUGCCAUCAAUAAUGCUGUUGAGUUUCUCUAUGGCCACGGCGGCGAUAACCCAACGACCUGCUGCCGAGGCCAUUAGCAUAACAGCUGGCAUGAAAUCGCUAAAGAUGACGGGUCAAACGCGGGAGGAUUACACUCCCAUGCUGAUCGAAUCGAUAAUCACCGAUGAAUUCAAUUUGCUGGACAUAUUCUUCGAAACGAAUCCCAUUGACAAGUUAUGCAAUCAGCGUGUCAAAGUCGUCGCUCGACCAUUGCAAAUCGUAUACGAUGCUGAGACCAUACUGAGUCUCCUCAAGAUCUUCCAACCGCCGACCGAUGUGAAUUUAUCGAAAAUCGAGGAAACGGCUGCCACCAAGCUUGUUGGCAUCAAAGAGCGCUCCGCCACCGGCAUGCAGUAUGUGAUUGAUCAGAAAUCGGUGCUAGAUGCCGACAUACUGCUAAUGCCCAACAUUAUAGUGGUGCCCCACGGCGGACUCUUUGUCGAGGAUAUGAAAUCGCUGAUUGUGAUUAGCUUGGGUCAGGUGCAUGUGACAACCACGCCGCACCAGCGCUCCACAGAUCAGAUUCAAACGCUUGUCAGUAAGGGCCAGGAGCACGACGACAUAUUGAAAACAGUUAUGGGGAAUGCGUACGAUAAGUUCGUUGUCAGCAUAAACGAUAUACAAAUGCUGGUGGUCCGUCCACACGAAGAAUGGCAUCGUGCCCUCAACAUGGCCAUCUCCACAGAUAUGCAUGUGCUGCGGCCGACAUCACUGCGACUAACUGCCGCACUCUGUGUGUUCGAUAACGAUCCCCGCUUGCCCAAGAUUAAGGUGGAUAUCAUGCUGCCAGCAGUGCAGGUGAACAUCACCGAGGAUCGUGUGCUGGAAGCAAUCGGAGUUGUCACCAGCAUACCGCUGCCAGAAAGCAACAGCCCUCUCGAAGCACAGCAACCUAUUUUGACACGAUCACGCAGCUCCAUAUCGAAUUUAAUUAAUCGCGAACUCAAGAGGCGCACCAACACAUCGUCCGCCAGGACGGUGCUCGACGAGGAGCUCAUUCAGUACACCAAUGUCGAGGUGAACUUCUCGCUCAACCAACUCUCGAUUACACUGUACCAGUCGUCGAGCAAUAUCACCGGGACAGAUGCAGCUUCUGGCGCGGAAACGCCGUUCGUAACACCUGAGCAGGAAAAUAUGUCUAUCGCGCAAGAAUCAUCCACAGCAAUGGAUAGCAGUGGAUUGAAUAGUGACGUGCUGCUGAGCGAUUUAUCUAGAGCCUCCAAGCAUAUACUCUCCCUGCAGAUACUGCAGCUGGAGGCGUACAUGGCACAGCGCACCUACGAAACCGUCGCCUCCGUCAAAUUGGGCAGCAUUAAUAUUAAAGACACUGAAGGGGAGCAUGUGCUGGACAUCAUUGAUACGCCCAGCUAUGCCAAGGAUUCGAAAUAUCUGCUGACAGUUAAUUAUACGCUGGCUGACAAAACAUCACCGGAAUUCAACACCAAAUACAACUCUACCGAGCAGCUGGUGGUGGCCAAUUUUGAGAUUCUGGACAUUGUGCUGCAUCAGGAGUGUCUACUGCGUCUGCUGAAUACGUCCAACGAUUUUCAGCGCCGUCUCGACGUGAUAUUGAGCAAUUUAAAGCCACGCGAUCACUAUAAUUAUGCCGGCGACGGAGAUGGACUCAAGCAUAAGCUGCACGUCAUUAUGGAGGAUGCCGAAACCAUAAUCAGCAAACCAAUUUCACAGAAUAACACCAAAUUCCAACCUCGGAACACCGUCGUGGAGAGCGUGAAAAUGCGAAUGGUUGCAAAUGUGAAUGAGAUUAGUCUCAAGCUAUCCACAAAGCGUCGACCCCUGGCGUCCAUGCACAUGAAGGACUUUGUGGCAAAUGUUACGCUGAAGAGCUCCUACACCGAGGUGAACGUUUGCCUCAAGGACAUUAUGGUUAACGAUCUAAAUACCGAAACAAUACACAGUAAUAUUUUAAGCAUGGUUGGCCAGGAUGCUUUUAAUUGCCAGUUGGUGCUCUUCAACAAGGAGUACACACACGACUACAACUCGGAUGAUAUGAAAAUAACUGUCGACAUUGGCUGCAUGAAGAUUAUAUUCCUUAACUGGUUUGUCACCGGAGUUCUCAACUUCCUGAACAACUUCCAGGCAGCUCAGCAGGCGCUAAGUAAUGCCAGUGCAGCUGCCGCUGAAUCCGCUCGUCAGGCCACAUUGGAGGCAUAUGAGAAAGCGACACGCAUGAAGCUAAAUGUGCGCAUCAAGGCGCCCAUUAUAGUUGUGCCUGUGGAUUCGCAGAGCAGAAAUGCUCUGGCCAUUGAUUUGGGUUUGCUGGAGAUGACAAACAACACCAGUGAGCUGUCAGUGCCAGACAGGGACGAGAAAGCCAUCAUUGAUGAGAUCAAGCUGCAGCUAAACGAUGUCAAGAUCACCAAGGUGACCAUUCUAGAUGGCAACGAGACGUCUUUCGAUGAAGUGGAUGCGGUCUUUGGAAUGAAGUCCACGCUGAAUAUGAUGAAUCCGAUCAGUUUUACGCUCUCCGUUACACGCAAUUUAUCGAGCAGUUGGUGUAAGCAUGUACCAGAGCUCAAUCUGUCGGGUCACCUGAAGUCCGUUGAGCUAACACUGUUUAUGGAUGACUAUGCACUGGUUAUGUCCAUCUUGAAUCGUAAUCUGAGCGAAGGCCAGAAAGAGUUUCCACCGCCACCCGCCGCCCCACAACCCGCAAAGCCUUCACAGCCUGCAGUCUCGGAGCAACGACGCACACGAACCAGUCCCACUACUACAGUUUUGCCGACUGAAAAGAUUUACGAGUCGCUCAAGUUUAAUGUUCAAUUCGAUGGCGUCAUCAUCAAUCUCAUGGAGGGCGAGAAAAGCGGUUUGGCUUGCUUUGGCAUUUACUUUCUGUCUGUGAAGGGCACCCAGCUGAACAACGGCACCCUGAGCGUUUCCAUUGUCCUCUGCAACAUUCAAUUGGAUGACACGCGCCCAUCGAAUAAUAGCAAAAUCCGUCAGUAUCUCAGCUGCAAAAAUUGGGAGGAGCAAUCAAAGGAUACAGUCCUCGAUGCAUGUCGCAAGGACACCAACUUUAUGGUUGAAGUGACGGCCAUUGUAAAACCGAAUGAUAUCUUUGCUGAGGUGCAUGUGCGUAGCUUCGAUUUGAUUGUGUGCAUUGAUUUUCUGCUUAAGCUGACAAUGUUCCUGUCACUGCCCGAAACUGAUCCCAAAGAGGUGCCAAAGGUUGCCCCAGUAGUGGAAUCAGCUGCACGCGAACCCGGACAUUUUACGGAUCGUGUUUCAGUUCAAGGCGCAGUAGAAACAAAUAAUAAAAUGAAUUUGAUACUCCACAUUGAUCAGCCGGACAUUAUAUUGGUUGAAAGUCUGGAUGAUCUGAAUACCAAUGCCAUUAUCUUCAAUGCCCAAGCACAUCUUAAUUAUCGCUCGAUUGGGGAGAAGCAAAUUAUCAAUGGCGAAAUUGAUGCGCUGAAGAUAUUUAUGUGUGCCUUUUUGCCCGAGCGUCGCGAAUCGACCCGUCACUAUAUCCUACAUCCGUCUGUUAUCAGUCUGCAAGGCUCCACGCCCGAGGAGGAGGGCAUGCACAUCAGCUUGAAACUCAGUGAUAUUAUCAUCAAUGUGUCGCCGGCCACAAUUGAGCUGCUGAACAAGGCAUUGAUGAGUGUUACUGCCGGUGCUGCUGAGAAAGCGGCCAUCGGAAAGGAGCCAGUGGAUUAUACAAAAAUCUGGCAUUCAAAAUCGUUCAAUUCACGCACCUAUUGGUUCACCAAAGUGGAUACGGCCGUCGAUGUGCUUGCUCCGGAACAUCCGGUAGUACGCAGUACUAAGACGGAAAAGUGCGUCAUUGAGGUGCCAAACAUAACAGUUGUCAUUGAGUCGGGCGUGGGGUACUACACAAAGCCGCUCAUCUCGAUGGACACACGCAUGACGGCGGUCUUUAACAACUGGAGCGGCAAUCUCAGCGCACACGGUUCCCUUACGCUCAACAUGAACUACUACAAUCAAUUCCUGGCCGAGUGGGAACCCAUCAUUGAACUAAACGAGGUGGUCGGCCGCAAUGGUGGCAACGAAUAUAUACCCUGGGAGCUGCAGUUCGAUCUGGAGCUGGAGAAAGUGCAAAGCGAUUUCGAUGAACAAGCCGAGGAUCAAAAAAUGAAUAUACGCAUACAUUCCAAGGAGAAUCUGGAGAUAACCUUGAGCAAAACGUGCGUCAAACUGCUCGGCGAACUGGGCGAGGCCUUCUCGCAGGCCAUCGAUAGCAAGGGCCUCGCCAAACCAGAUGUUGUCGCCCCCUACGUCGUGGAGAACGACACGGGCUUCGACAUCACACUGAAUCUGCGCAGUGGCAUCUUCACGCUCCACGAAGUGCAUCGCGGCGGCAGUGCGAUCAACAGUUCCAUUGUGAUGCACUCCCAGCAAGAUGAGCAACUGGUCAAUCCCGACGACAUACAGGACUGCACUAUUUCGGCAGGCGGACGCGCCUACCUGCAAACCAAGGAUAUGAGCACAAUCUCAGAGGAACAGGCCGAGGAUUACAAUCUCUAUGUGAAGAUAAGUGGCAUUAACGAUGAGGUCGUCCUGCCCGUCAGCAAGGCUGAUACGCGCUACUUCCCGCUAACGCGCAUUGCCCAGCAGGAGCAGUGGGCUAUUGUAUCCGAGGUCAAACAGGAAUAUGGCACAACCAAAAUUAACAUUCAUGGCGUUCUUAGCAUUACCAAUCAUUUCACGACACCCAUCCGUGUGCAUCGUCGCAGGCUGGCCGAUAACAGCGAUAUACUUGUUGGGUACGCGCAACCUGGUGAAAUUUUCCAUGUGCCCCUGCACGCCAUCUAUGCAGAGUGCAAAGAUCUCUACUUUUCGCUCAAGGGUUACAAUACAUCGGUUCAGGGCAUCUGCUGGAAUACGAGUCCAUCCGAUUUGAACUAUUCACAGCAGCUGCAAUGUGAUCCAAUCGAUACAUUUGAAGCGCUCUAUAUCAACAUCAGACGUCGCAAGCAUGAGAUUUACUUUGAGAAUAGCAACAAGUAUCGGCUGCAGAGCGCCUUCUACACCAUUCACCUCCGACCACCGCUCUAUCUGCGCAAUUCGUUGCCCAUUGAUAUUAAGGUCUCGGUGGCUGGCUGCUCGGGCCAUGAAAGCCAGAUGGAUCCUGAAAAGCGCACGUCACCGGAUGGGUUAGGGGUAGAGCGAUACCAGAAAGAGGACUUCCUCGACUAUGGCGAAAAGGAAGUUAAUCCCGGUCAUGUGCUGCAUCUGCCCACAGUGCGUAUGUUCCAAAAAGGCAAUGAAUCGAGAAGUGUGCUUGUCGUGCGCCUAAUACAAUAUCUGGAGAAGGAUUGGUCCUAUACCACAGAGAUUUCCGAUGGCGAUAGCGAAGUUUCCAUCUGGAAGUUUUCCUCAUAUGAUUCUGAAAUAAAAAUGGACAUGGAUCUUUAUGUGCGGACCGAUAAUCGCUAUGGCAGCACUAUGCUGACGCUCUUCAGCCCCUUCUGGAUGAUUAACAAGACGGGUCUGAUGCUCACCUACAAAACGGAUAUGUCAUCCGUAGAGGUGCUAUAUCAUCCGCCCGAGUACUCCGGCCCCAUACUGUUCACCUUCCGCGACAAAAUGUUCUUCGACAAGAAGAAGGCCUCCAUUCGCGUCGACAGUGGCGAGUGGAGCGAGAAGAUCCCACUCGAUGUGGCCGGUUCGAUUGGUGCCGUCACCUGCAAUUCGAACGAUCAGAGCUAUCAGAUUGGCGUGCACAAUCAUUUGACGCAGAAUUCGCUGACCAAACAGAUCACAUUCAUACCCUUCUACAUAGUGCAUAACAAGUGUAACUUCAAGAUCGAACUGCAGGAGCAGAAUCGUCCUGGUGAUCACUGGCUAGCACUCGAGCCGCAGGAGUACCAACCACUCUGGCCCAAAAACGAUUCCGCACACAAACUGAUCGUGCGUGUGGAGAACAAAAUAACGCCGGCAUUUGAUUACACGGAGGUUACGUGUACACUGCUAAAGCUGGACGACAUUCGUUACGGCGGCGUCAAUGUGGAAGUGCAGACCACUGAGGGCGGCGUUUAUAUCAUCUUCACCGAGUACCAGCCAUCGGCAGCGCCUGGACUGUUAAUCAAUCACACCAGCAGGGACAUUGUCUACUACGAGAAGAACACGAAAAUCGAGCAUGUUUUGAAGCCCAAGCAUAGCAUUCUCUAUGCCUGGUGCGAUCCAACGGGUCCAAAGCUUUUGGUCUUCGGCAAGAAUAAGCAGGAAACCGAUCUGAAACGCGAUCAGAUCGAUAAUCUUAUCUUGGAUAAUGGCAGCACAGCCUACUGGGUAUCCUUCCUGGAUGGUCCACAGCGUGUGCUGCUCUUCACCGAAAUCAAAUCGAUUGCCGAGCGCACAGAGAGCACUGCCGGGCUGCAGACGAUCACUCGUAGCAUUGAUCUGCAUAUACAUGGCAUCGGUAUCUCUGUGGUAAACAAUGAGACGGCCCUAGAUAUACUCUAUGUGGGCAUCACCAGUUCGGGCGUUAUAUGGGAGGGGCGUAAGCCGACCAAGAAGCGCUUCAAGGAAAUGACUAUACAGGACUCGGAGCUCCUUGAGGCUGAAUAUCAACGCUAUCUUGCACACAAAGCGAUCAAAGAUGUGCAAACCUAUACUCUGAAUAACAAAUAUCCGAUAAACUUUGAUACAAUGACGCUGACAAAGAAUGUGGAUCGACGUAUACAGCGUAGCUUCAAUCCGGCUAUUUGGGUGUCGAUGAAUUCAUCACCGUUCCAAAAUCAACUGCAUGUGAAAAUUAAUCGUAUACAGGUGGACAAUCAAUGCCCCGAUCCCAUAUUCCCCGUUGUAUUGGCCCCAAUAGCACCGCCGAAGAGCGUGGCCAGUUCCACAACGCUGAAGCCCUUCAUCGAAUGCAGCAUGGUGCAGCGCGUCAUGCCCAAUUCGGAUGUGAAGCAGUAUAAGUAUGCGACAAUACUGAUACAGGAGUUCCACUUUAAGGUGGACAUACUGUUCCUAACCGCCAUUGCGGAGAUGUUCGCCAAUGAAGUGGACGAUGAACAGGCGGCCAAAUUGUUCCGCGGCGAUGUGGAGUCCAUUCAACUGCCUCUGUCCGCUUUCUUCGAGCAGCACUCGCAACAGGAGCAAAAGAAUUUCUAUGAUAAACUGCAUUUGGGCCCACUGAAGAUACAUGUUAGCUUCUCGAUGGCAGGAUCCGAUACGACAGCGCUGCCUGGCUUCCUUGGUUCCCUUGUCCAAGGCGUUGGCGUUACGCUAACCGAUGUUAACGAUGUCGUCUUUCGUUUGGCCUUCUUCGAGCGCGAGUAUCAGUUCUUUACUCAGCAGCAGCUCAUCAAUGAGGUCCAAUCACACUACACGGGCCAGGCGCUCAAGCAGCUAUAUGUGCUAGCUUUGGGUCUCGAUGUGCUCGGCAAUCCGUAUGGCCUGGUGGUGGGCCUUAAGAAGGGCGUCGAGGAUUUGUUCUACGAACCAUUCCAGGGCGCCAUUCAAGGACCUGGCGAAUUUGCUGAGGGUCUCGUGCUCGGCGUCAAGUCGCUCUUUGGCCACACUGUGGGCGGCGCUGCUGGCGCCAUGUCCAAAAUCACUGGCGCCAUGGGCAAGGGCCUGGCUGCUUUGACCUUUGACGAUGAUUAUCAGCGAAAGCGCCGCCAGGGCAUUCACAACAAGCCAAAGAACUUCCACGAAGGUAUCGCGCGCAGUGGCAAGGGUCUGGUCAUGGGCUUUGUGGAUGGCGUCACGGGCGUUGUUACCAAGCCCGUGAGUGGCGCUCGCGAGGAGGGCUUUGAGGGCUUUUUCAAGGGUCUGGGCAAGGGCGCCAUUGGUCUGGUGGCACGCCCCACUGCCGGUGUUGUCGACUUUGCCAGCGGCAGCUUUGAGGCUGUCAAACGUGCCACCGAAGGCAGCGAAGAUGAGAAACGAUUACGUCCGCCACGCUUCCAGCAUUACGACAAUGUGCUGCGACCCUAUUGCCAAAGCGAGGCCCUCGGCAACAAGAUGCUAAAGGAGCUGGACAAGGGUAAAUUUGCGAGCACCGACAGCUUUUUACAUUGCGAGGAGAUUGUGCAAAAGGCAGAGUAUCUGAUAGUCACCAAUCACCGCCUACUCUACGCACAGCGCAACGAUAUGUUUGGCAUUUGGGUGUCCAUGUGGUCCUAUCAAUGGGAUGAGAUUCAUAAUAUUGCCGCCACGGCGCGUGGCGUGCAAUUUAUGGUAAAACGCCCCGAGGGCAAACGUGUCCUGGGCCUAUUCUCCUCAAAAGAAUCACCAUGCAAGUUGGUGGUACUGGCCGAUGAGCGUAAACGCAAUGCACUCGUGGAAAUAAUGGAAUCUCAACGGAAGGAUAGUUCCAUAUGCCGUUUACCCGGUUUACGUUACUCAUAAAUGAAUCUGUAGACAAUAAGUGUAUAAUAUUAAUAAUCCCCUAUAUCAUAAUCGCAGUGCUUACGCAACGCUUACACAACAGCAUGGCAAAAACUACCUCGCUCGUAAUCAAUCUCUCAAGCGUUUCAAGCAUACACACACUACACACAGACAACUCUCACACCCCACCCCACUCAUGUAUAUUAUUAACAAACUAUGUUUUGAUAUUAAAAAUUUUAUGUCAAUGUUGAGGAUAAACAUGAA
Messenger RNA from Drosophila grimshawi, 10441 nucleotides. It is a transcript of the gene Vps13, whose product is annotated as vacuolar protein sorting-associated protein 13. The record is from RefSeq and is a predicted model, not a curated record. The transcript has 30 exons. Gene Ontology annotation, cellular component: extrinsic component of membrane. Gene Ontology annotation, biological process: protein targeting to vacuole; protein retention in Golgi apparatus. The coding region runs from base 266 to 10198 and encodes 3310 amino acids. NCBI's taxonomy places the organism in Eukaryota, Metazoa, Arthropoda, Insecta, Diptera, Drosophilidae.